AUGCCUGCUACAGCAAAUAAUGAUGCCCCAACGCCCAAUAUCCACCGCUUCCGAGUCCGUCGCACGUCUACGGUGCCGGAGUCGGCCCCACGCCGACGCUCCGCUUCGCCGCCAGUCGGGCCUUUACCGCUCCCGCGCGACAUUCCCGCCUGCGACCGGUGCCGGAACUUUAAAAAGAAGUGCAGCCGUACGUUUCCUGUAUGCUCACUGUGCGCCAGCGCCGGCCAUCAAUGCUCCUUUUCAACGCCCGUGUCUUCGGCCAAGGCCCAGACGCACCACCUGCGGGCCCGCGUCGAAUGGCUCUCCCGCCUGAUCGACGAGAACCUCCUCGUCACCGGGUGCCCCGGCAUCGAGGGCGUCGGCACGGGGUCCGACUUGACGGGCAUGCUGGCCACCUCUCCUGCUGCCAUCGUCUCUAUUCCGGCCAGGGCUCAGGCCCACAGCACGGAAGCGACGCCCGACUCUGUUAACCAAGAGCAGCAGUCCCUUGUGUCUGAUGCUCGUCUCGUCGCUACCCUGCGCCACCUCGACUCGGUGAGCGGAAGCCUCAUGGCCGCGCCGCAGGACCCGCUGGCUCGCACGCUGGUCAACGCCUACUUCCGCCACAUCCACCGAGCAUACCCAUUCAUGAACCGGGCCCGGGUAUUGCAUGAGCUCGAGGCUCUCGGAUCUGCGGCGUGGCCUCCGAGGCAGUCAGACUCUACUUUGCUCUUCCUUGUCAUGGCCCUCGGUUGCACCACCCUCCAACGCUCGGGACAGAUGCCCCGCGACGCGACAGGGUUCAAGUAUGAUGUUCCAAGCGCCGAGAUCCUCCAGGAGUGCCUUCUCAAGGACGAUGUUGAGUCUAUCCAGAUCCUCGUUCUCCUUGCGCUGCACUGCAUGUACGACCCAGCUGCAGCGUCCACGUGGUCCGUUGCCGGCAUAGCGUCCCGAAAGGCCAUGUCCUACGGCCUCACUCGCCGGGCAUCUAACGACUCGUGUCUCUCGUCGACGGACAAGGAGCUCCGAUAUCGUCUCUUCUGGAGCGUUUGGGUCCUCGACCGGGUCAUGGCCUAUUCAACUGGCCUAGCUCCAGCGCUGUGUGACGAGAGCACCGACGUCCCGCUCCCGGGCCUUGCCGUCGAGGAGUUCGCCUCCCCGGAGCGGCAGCGCUUCGCCUCAGUCCUGCAGAUCCACCGGCACAUCAUCCGUCUGCGACAGCUCGAGGACCGCAUCCUCGCCCAGGUCCUCUCCCGAAAGCAGCCCGACACCAUCAUCGCCUCGCAGGGUCGCCUCGCCAUCGUGAGGGAGGUGCGAACGGACAUCGAGAACUGGUACAGCGAGGGCUGCCUCCUCUCGCCCGUGGAGCCGGACAACAUACCCAUUCACGCGUCCGUGGCCUGGCUCGGCGCGAGAUACUACCACCUGCUCCUGAUGCUACACUAUCCUUGCCCCUUCAACGGUUUCGGCGCCAUCAUCUCCGCCAUUGACCUCCUACGUUUCAUCCAGAAGCAUCUGCAGUCGACCCUCGUCCUCCUCCAGCAACGCCAGCUGCCUCUCAACCUCGUCACCCUCACGCGCACCCUGCCUGUCGGUCUAGCGCUACUGCACUGUCUCAUGAGCGGCGUCUCCGAGAUGGCCUCGACGGAUGAGGUCGACACCCUCAUCAACGUCUUCGAGGCCUUCCCGGACAACUGGGCGCAGGCAAGACGGGCAGCGCAUGUGUUCCGCCAGGUGAGGAUGGUAAUCGUGGAGGUCUCAGGAAAGCAGACGCUGCAGUUCGCGGAGACACGAAUGCAGCCGGGAGGCCCUGGCUACUCAUACCAGGUGCUCCUGAAGCCGCUGGCGGUCGCCGUGACGGCGGUCAUGGAGGACACCCUCGGCAAGCCGACGUGCUACGCCAUCCCGGAGUUUCUAUGCGAGCGGGGAUCCGGCGAGGGAGGAGGGGGAUUUUACUCCUCCAACUCGCCGACAAAUCCCAUCCAGUCAUCCCUCCUCUCAAUACAGGACGAGACAACGGAGAACAGCUGGGGGUCCCUGCAGUUUGCGUUUAUGUGA
Molecule: messenger RNA, 2037 nt
Organism: Cordyceps fumosorosea ARSEF 2679
Lineage: Eukaryota; Fungi; Ascomycota; Sordariomycetes; Hypocreales; Cordycipitaceae
Product: Fungal specific transcription factor
Exons: 1
Coding region: 1-2037 (678 amino acids)
Biological process (GO): DNA-templated transcription; positive regulation of transcription by RNA polymerase II
Molecular function (GO): sequence-specific DNA binding; DNA-binding transcription factor activity, RNA polymerase II-specific; zinc ion binding
Source: RefSeq, a predicted model, not a curated record